AUGAAUAUUUGGAUUGCCUUAGCCAUAAAUCUGGUUAUUGUAACAGAUGCUACUUUAAACCUUUUAGACCCGCUCUCAAAUAUAAACUACAUAAUGUCAGGAAUACGAUGUGCCAUAGCUAUAUUAAGCAUACUCUUUUAAUUUGCAAUACACAAAAGAAUGAAGUUUCAACAAUUCACUAUUUUACUACAAAUCCUCUAUUAGAUGCAACUGGCUUCUGAAAUCAGACUAACUUUUACCUCUCUCAACUCAUACAAUCUUUACAAAUACUUAUUAUUAUUGUAUUAAGAGCAUUCAACUAAACAGCUGAAGUAUCUUUAAUUUGCCACUCUUCUAUAAUGCAUGAUUGAAAUACAAUUCCUAAAUACUUAAAUUCAUCAAUACACAAUAACAGCAUUAAUUUUCGUCAUCAUCAUUCUUAUCCAGACAAAUCAGAACUCUUAACUCCUAUCCCAUAAGCAUUCCUCAUCCAAUGACGUCUUCCAUUCAUAUUCUACUGUGCCUGCAGAAAUAGCUUCCUCAAAUAGAAAAAUAGAUUUAAUCACCAGGGAUGAAUUAAUCUAUAUUUUAAACCAUAGUCGAUAAGGAAUCAUCUACUUUGGAUAGAAUCUUGAAAUUUAAUACAUAAACGAGAAAACAUAGAAGUUAUUUUCAACAAAGUCAUACGACAUUACCAUGAUUCAAUUAUAAAAAAUUAUUAUACAAGCCUUUGAAUAGGAUUAAAAUCUGAACAGUUAACACAAAGAAAUUAAGUUCAGAGCUUCAUAAAAACAUCUCCUACAAAAAGCUGAUUGCAAAAUGAUCGAGAGCUUAAUCGCCUCUGCUGAAUAAAAUCUUAAGCGAUUCAAAUCCAUGAGUGAAAAAUUACUGGACUCUUAAUUUCUAACCAAAAAAUAAAAGAAGAAUCAAUUUACAAUUCCUGAAUUCAGACAACUACUCUUAUCCCUAUUUGCCGAUUGCUAAUUAUCUAAUCUUUUAGAUCAAAGAACUUUUGUUAAAGCUAACAAGCUGAAGGUAAAUAUGACAACUAACAAUGGUGAAAAAAUUAUUGAAUUGCAGUUUUGUAAAAUUGCCAACGUCUUGAAUCAAACAGGGUAUUUACUAUUCAUCUAUGAUAUCACAGAAAACGAAAGAUUAUAAUAAUAUAUCCAAAAGUAAAAGUUUCAAACAUUGCAUUUCAACUCAUUCUCUCAUGAAUUGAGAACACCCCUUAAUUGUUCAUUAACAUUACUUCAGGCAUUAAAAACCUAAUCCAUUUCAACUCAACUUAUAUAAAACUAUUUAAAUCCUGCUAUAGUUUCAAAUAAGUUGUUAAUGCAUCAAAUUAAUGAUAUUUUAGAUUAUGCUUCCUUUGGGCUCUCAACAUUUCAAUUAAAUAUAAAGGAUUUUCUUAUUAAAGAUGUAUAUAAGUAACUAGAAGAGUAUUACAAGGAAAUCUGUUCAACAAAAGGGAUAAAGUUAAUCUUUUCUAUUUUUGACUCUCUUGAAAACCAAAUGAUUUACAAUGAUCCAGAAAGAAUAUUGCAACUCCUAGUUAAUUUAAUUAAUAAUUCCCUCAAAUUUACAAGGGAAAAUGAUGUCAUUUGUGUUACUGCUAAAAAUAAAGUAAAAUCAUCAGGGAUUGUGAAGGAUCAAUUUAUCAAAUUUAUAGUUCAUGACACAGGGAGAGGAAUAGCAAAGACAGAAUUAGAUGCUAUCAAUAAUAUCAUUCAUACAUCUAUUGACAACGAUAUAUACCAUUAGUUAAAGAAUUUCACUACGAAAUAUGUUGGAUUGGGAUUCACUAUAGGGAGUAGGAUGAGCAACGAAUUGUCAUAUUCUAAAAAAUCGUAUUUCAAGAUCAGAAGCAAAGAGGGUUUGUUUACCAAGGUGAGUUUCAGGAUUAAUAACUAAAUAAAUAUCUUUGGGAUAAGACCUAAAGAUCCAUCGAUUAAGUUUGAUCAAAUAAUAUCUCCAAAUCAGAUCGAUGUUGAUAAUGGAUUUGAAGAAGAACAUUAGAUUCCUAUUUGGACUCAAACAUUCUUCUCAAAUAGAUUAAUUUAAAGUGAAACUUUUUCUUAGAUACUCAUUUGCGAUGAUGUGGCUUUUAAUCUGAUUUCCUUGAAUUUACUGAUUAAGAAUCUUGGGUUUGAAAGCGACAUUGUAUAUGAUGGAUAUCAAGCCAUAAAUUAAAUUAAGAAACGCAAACUUUAAUAGCAGGCAUAAUAUAAGAUGAUUUUUAUGGACAUUGAAAUGCCAGGUUUAAAUGGAUACCAAACAUCCAGUUAAUUAUUGUAAAUUGAUGAUAAAUUAAAUAUCAUAAUGUGUUCAGCAUAUGACACAGAAGAUAAUUUAAGUAAAGCAUUAGAAAGUGGAAUGAAAGAUUUCAUAAUAAAACCAGUUAGAAUAGAGUAACUAAAAGUUUUGAUUAAGAAAUAUAUUAAAUGA
Molecule: messenger RNA, 2427 nt
Organism: Paramecium tetraurelia
Lineage: Eukaryota; Ciliophora; Oligohymenophorea; Peniculida; Parameciidae
Exons: 3
Biological process (GO): phosphorelay signal transduction system
Molecular function (GO): phosphorelay sensor kinase activity
Source: RefSeq, a predicted model, not a curated record